AUGAAUGUAUCUAGAUGUAUUUUAGUUGUAGAUACAUCCAUUUUUAUGACAAGUAAUUCCAAACGGAGGGAGUAGUAUUUAUGGCUUUCCUCUUUUGUUCAACAGUAUUUUAUUAGCAGUGGUAGUAUUUCUGUCGAUUGUGUUCUUGGCUGGGUGCAGCGAAUUGAUCUUCUUCUUUAUGCGUUUCGUUUCCUGCGUGCCCUCCUUGUCAAGGAAGGCAUCAAAAUCCCCCUCCUCCUUGGCCAGUUACAGUUACAAAACAUUUCCCUCACAAUCCUCGCCCCUCGCCGGCUCUUCCCUUUCUUCCUCCGGCUAAGAUUUGAUUUGGUCCAGUAGCGGGCGGCAUGCCGGGAGGAGGAGGAGGAGGAGCAGCGGUCGUCGUGGUGGGGGAAGGCAAGGACGGGCACGCGGCGCCGGCGAGGGCGGCGCCCAGGAGCUUCCCGCCGAAGCUCCUCAGGCCGGCGCUGCUCUCCGCGGUGCUCGCCACGGCCUUCCUCGCCGCCGCCCUGCUCAUCUUCUUCGGCGGCGCCUCCUCCUACUACCGCCUCCCCAGGCUCGCCGUGCCGGACGCCCUGCUCCCCGCGCCACCGGCGUGCGACCACCAGAAGCAGGGCGGGGCGGCGGGGCGGUGGUGGGCGCGGCCGCCGGCCAGGAGCGCGUGGCACAACAUGAGCGACGAGGAGCUGCUCUGGGCGGCGUCGUUCGAGCCGCGCGCGCAGCCGCACCGACGGGGGAGGACGCCCAGGAAGGUGGCCUUCUUGUUCCUCACCCGCGGCCCGCUGCCGCUGGCGCCGCUCUGGGAGCGCUUCUUCAACGGCACCGGCACCGGGGGCGCGAAAGGAGGCAGGGAGCUCUUCUCCGUGUACGUGCACACCACGCCGGGGUACCGCCUCGACGUCCCGCCGUCGUCGCCGUUCCACCGCCGGCAGGUGCCCAGCAAGCCGACGCGGUGGGGCAACGUGAAUGUCGUGGACGCGGAGCGGCGGCUGCUGGCCAACGCGCUCCUCGACCUCAGCAACGAGCGCUUCGUGCUCGUCUCCGAGUCCUGCAUCCCGCUCUACCCGCUCCCGGUGGUGCAUGCCUACCUGACCCGCUCUCGGCACAGCUUCGUCGGCGCCUUCGAUGACCCGAGCCCGCACGGCCGGGGCCGGUACCGCGUCGGGCUGGCCCCGGACGUGACUCUCUCCCAGUGGCGCAAGGGCGCGCAGUGGUUCGAGAUGGACCGGCGCCUCGCCGUGUUCGUGAUUGCCGACGAGCGGUACUACCCACGUUUUCGGACCGAGUGUCGGGCACCGUGCUAUGUGGACGAGCACUACCUUCCCACCGUGCUCUCCAUCGAGGCUCCGGAGCGCAUCGCCAACCGGAGCAUCACCUUGGUCGACUGGUCCCGCGGCGGCGCGCACCCGGCCACCUUCGGCGCCGCCGACGUGACUGAGGACUUCCUGGGGACGCUGGUGGGGAAGAAGGGGAAUGCUGAGCGGUGCAUGUACAACGGGCAGCCGGUCGAGGUGUGCUUCCUCUUUGCGAGGAAGUUCGCCCCCGCCGCUUUGCCGCGGUUGCUCAGCCUUUCCUCCAAGAUCCUUGGGUACUAGCUAUGCCUUUUAUUAAAUUGAUUUUGGUCUGCUUAUGUAUAGCUCAUACUCACUGGAGGGGAAUAGAGGAAUACAAUUCUUUUUUUCAUGUGUCACAAGAACAAAAGGAUGAAUGGUCGAGUGGGCAGUUGUUUCUUAACCAUUCAUAUUUUUAAAGGAUUAAAAUUCUUAGGAUUUUU
Molecule: messenger RNA, 1771 nt
Organism: Triticum dicoccoides
Lineage: Eukaryota; Viridiplantae; Streptophyta; Magnoliopsida; Poales; Poaceae
Product: glycosyltransferase BC10-like
Exons: 3
Coding region: 345-1592 (415 amino acids)
Cellular component (GO): membrane
Molecular function (GO): glycosyltransferase activity
Source: RefSeq, a predicted model, not a curated record